This is a messenger RNA of Conger conger (European conger), 2433 nucleotides long. RefSeq names its product dopachrome tautomerase (gene dct). Gene Ontology annotation, molecular function: oxidoreductase activity; dopachrome isomerase activity. The record is from RefSeq and is a predicted model, not a curated record. The transcript is spliced from 8 exons. Gene Ontology annotation, cellular component: melanosome. Bases 227 to 1792 code for a protein of 521 amino acids. Lineage: Eukaryota; Metazoa; Chordata; Actinopteri; Anguilliformes; Congridae. Gene Ontology annotation, biological process: developmental pigmentation; melanin biosynthetic process from tyrosine; positive regulation of neuroblast proliferation.
AGACUGCUUUCUUAGAGGAUGCACUUCAUAAACACAAGAAUAACAUUUGGGUGCUGCAUCAAAUUGAUGAAAUACAAAACUUAAGACCCUGACAGAGCAUUUUAUUCCACUCUAUCAUUGGAACGACUAAUUAAAGCACAUCACCAUACUGUAGCCCAUUGGUGUGCGAAUUGAUUGUCUGGAACUUAGAAAGGAGAAAAGUGUUUCUUUCACUGGGAGAGCAAAUAUGAGGGGAACGCUGGUGACCGUCCUUGUGUGUUUUGUGACAUUGCUCCCCAUGGCAGGAGCACAAUUCCCCAGAGUCUGCUGCACGGUAGAAGGGAUAUUGUCCAAGCAAUGCUGCCCAUCGUUCAGCUCUGACCCGGCAGACCUCUGUGGCCUCAUGUCUGGCCGUGGAAACUGCACCAACGUGCGGGUGGACACAAAGCCAUGGAGCGGCCCUUACAGACUGAGAAACGUUGAUGACCGAGAGAGAUGGCCAACAAAGUUCUUUAACCGAACCUGCAGGUGCUCAGGAAACUUUGCGGGGCACAACUGCGGAGAGUGUAAGUUUGGCUGGACCGGGCCGAAUUGUGACCAGCGCAAGCCCCCUGUUGUACGCAAGAACAUCCACUCCCUGACCCCUGCUGAGCUCCAGGAGUUCCUGGAUGUUCUGGAUCUCGCCAAGACCACCAUCCAUCCAGACUACGUCAUCGCCACCCAGCACUGGCUGGGCCUUCUGGGGCCAAAUGGAACCCAGCCCCAAGUCACCAACAUCUCCAUCUACGACUUAUUCGUGUGGCAGCACUACUACUCUGUCAGAGACACACUCCUCGGUCCAGGACGGCCAUUCAAAGCCAUUGAUUUUUCUCACAAAGGACCAGCUUUCAUCACGUGGCACAGGUACCACCUGCUACGUUUGGAGAGAGACCUACAGAGGCUGACGGGGAACGAGAACUUUGCGGUCCCUUACUGGAACUUUGCCACGGGUCAGAGUGAGUGUGACGUGUGUACCGAUUCUCUCCUGGGGGGUCCCAGCCCAGACAACCCCUCGCUCAUCAGCCCCCAGUCCAGGUUUUCAAGAUGGGGGGUGGUGUGCAACAGUCUGGAUGAGUACAACCAACUGGUGACCCUCUGCAAUGGGACCAAUGAGGGGGUUUUAAGAAGGGGUUUUCCAGAGAGGACCAAUAACAAUAACCUGAGCCUGCCCACCAUGAGUGAUGUCAGGAGCUGUCUGACCCUGAGAGAUUUUGACAGCCCUCCCUACUUCACCAACUCUACCUUCAGCUUUAGGAAUGCCCUGGAAGGCUAUGACAGGCCAGACGGCGAGCUGGACAGCUCGGUGACAAACCUCCACAACCUGGUCCACACGUUCCUGAACGGGACCAGCGCCCUGUCGCACGCUGCUGCCAACGACCCCAUCUUCCUGGUACUUCAUGCUUUUACCGAUGCCAUAUUCGAUGAGUGGAUGAGGCGCUUUAUUCCGCCGAACUCCAGCUUUCCAGAUGAGAUGGCUCCCAUAGGUCACAACAGGGACUACAACAUGGUGCCGUUUUUCCCCCCGGUCACCAAUGAGGAGAUCUACGUCACCUCCGAGCAGCUGGGAUACUCCUACGCUGUUGAUCUGGAAGACACGGACAGCAGAAGUGUGGUGGUUCUACUGGGCUCCUCGCUGGGCGGGGUGUUCCUGGGCCUCCUGGUGCUGCUGCUCCUCCUGGUGCUCUACGUGCAGCAGAGACGAAAACGCGAGCGGGACUUCCAGCCUCUCAUCAAGGCCGAGUUCACCAACAAGAAGUACACUGAGGAGGCCUAGGCAGAGCCUUCCCUACAGCACACAGUGCAAAUUCACUGAUCUGAACCAAUCUCCCUUUUUACUGCGGAGAGAAAAAUCUGCCGUCUCAGUGACACUGAUGUACAAAUGUGCAUAAAUGAUUUGUUCCCAAUUCAUACACUCUAAAACUUUUAAGCCAUCGUUUUCUUAAAAAUGUAAGAUUGUGUGGAUUAUUCAUGCAGUUAUCUCCUCUUUGUCAAAGCUACAUAAGGGCUUUGCCAUCUUAUAAAAAUUGAACUAUGUAAGAAGAUUACCAUGUUAUUAGAUGAUAAAUGUAUCAUGUAAUAAUAUCAGAGAUCAUCAUUAUGAAUAAUGUCUAUUAGAUGUGAUUUUUUUGGCCACCCAGACUAAGAUGGAUGUGUCAGUGAAACCUGCUGCUGUACAAGGUACUUUAUCUUAAUGGUUUCAGUAAAUAUACAGCUGCAGAAAGAGAUAACAUAACACAAACUCUAAAAAUAAAAGAGUCAAGGCAUUAGGGCCCCUCAGAUUAGGAAUUGUGCUAAAGGCACUUCACAACUGAAUAAUUAUGCAGAUGAAAGAUAACACUGGUAAAAUGUGCAUAGCUCUGUGAAAAACAUACGCCACAACAAGCGAUUAUUUUUAAUAAAUGUUUAUUUGCACAC